Silurus meridionalis is the source of this 4733-nucleotide messenger RNA. It is a transcript of the gene ppp1r3ab, whose product is annotated as protein phosphatase 1, regulatory subunit 3Ab. Gene Ontology annotation, molecular function: protein phosphatase 1 binding; glycogen binding. Gene Ontology annotation, biological process: regulation of glycogen biosynthetic process. Lineage: Eukaryota; Metazoa; Chordata; Actinopteri; Siluriformes; Siluridae. The transcript has 4 exons. Gene Ontology annotation, cellular component: protein phosphatase type 1 complex. The coding region runs from base 337 to 4395 and encodes 1352 amino acids. The record is from RefSeq and is a predicted model, not a curated record.
UCUGAAUCUGAUAAAUACACUAAAUUAAAAACAACGAUUUCCUAUUUAUAAGGCAAAUAGAAAAAGCAACACAGUCAUUAUAAGUGGAAAUGUAGCCUUUAAAGUGAAUUUCAGUGACAUUCUCAACAUUAUGUUGGGGGUUCUAUAGACAAUAUUUCUUCUGAGCAUUCACUGCAUAGCUGAAGUCCUUUUUGAGCUCUAUUUAUAGGGUUGGCUUCUUGCUGCAAUGUGAAAAGUAACUUGAUUCCAUCUGUUCAGUCCCAGCAUGUUGCUUCUCAGCUGUUGGCCAGGCGGGUAGUGAACUAUCAUUCUGCCACAGACAGUCCAAACAGUCUGAUGGAGCCGGUGGUGGGAGAGCUGCAGGAGCUCAACAUAUGCAGCUCCAACUUGCUGGGCCUGCCAGAGCCUUGCUCCUUGGAUAGUGAUGAUGAACAACUAGAUCUUGGGGGUAUUAAACCCAAAUCAUCACCUAUUCCAAGGCGGCGAAGCUCAUUGUCCUGCUCUGAUGAUGACUCUCAGCCUCCACCUUCCAGCUCCCGGAGAGUGUCUUUUGCAGAUGCUUUUGGAUUGAGCUUGGUCUCAGUAAAGCAGUUUAACACCCGGUCCAUGUGUGAUCCUGCAGAAUCGCUGGAGGUUGAGUUUAAGGAUUCCAAGGAAUACUAUCUAAAGGUUCUCUUUGCUCUUCCACUGACACUGGAGGAGCUGCUCUAUAGGGUCCAAGAGCAGAAGGUGGAUCUGGAGAGUCUGGAGCUUAUGCCUGGGACAACCACCCUGAAAGGGAGUGUUCGUGUUCUGAACUUGUGUUUUGACAAGCUGGUCUAUAUCCGCACAUCUUUGGAUUGUUGGAGCAGCCACUUUGACCUGUUGGCAGAGUAUGUGUCUGAGUCAAGCCAAGGACUUACAGACUGUUUCUCUUUCAAACUAACAAUGGUGCCUCCUUUUGGGGAGCGAGGAGCCAGAGUGGACUUCUGCAUUCGAUAUGAAACACCUUUUGGAACGUUCUGGGCUAACAAUGGUGGACAGAAUUAUGUUGUGUUUUGCCAUGAAAAGGCAAAAGAACAAGAUGAAAAUGAGAAACUUGUGCCAAAAAGCUGUUUGAAACCAAGCAGAAAUUCCUCUAUGACCAGCACUACCUCAAAUGCAGAGGAAAUUCCAGAAAUAAUCCUUAAUUGCGGAAUAGCUGCGGUUACUGAACCUGUGGGCGUCAAAGAAGAACAAACACAGGAGGAGCACACACAACUGAAAGAGGAAAACAGCAGAAACAACAGCAGAAGAAGCCGAAGAAAAGCCGCACGGAUGGCAAAAUUACAGCAGUACUUUGCAAAACGAGAUGAAAAAGACCUCCAGCAGACUGAGAACGACAAUGAUAAAGUGGAUGUUCCUGUUCCAGUAAUAGAUGAGUCACCUUUAAAUCUGUCGACACCAGAAACAAAUGUCGCCUCUUUGCCUGCUGAGCCUAGAACAAGCGAAGGACAGAGAUCCAUCAACACAAUCCAGGUUCCCGCACCACAAACUCAAGCACAGGAAAAGGACAAUAUUAAAGUAACACACCCCGAACCAAUCACUUCCAAAUUUCAGCCUAGUCCACCCUCGCUGGACUCUGAAAGCAGUCAUAUAUCUGUGGUGGAUUUGCAGCUGUUGGAGAGCAGCCAAGAUAAAGAGACAUCUACCAGCCAGGAUGGUUCUUUUAAGUGCCAAAUGUCAGACAAUUCUAUUGGUGAAACUGUUGAAAAGGCAUGGGAAUGCUUUGAAAAAUGUGCUUUGGAAAAGAAGGAAAGCACUGAAGACACAGACAGCAGAAAUCAAAUGGACAACACACUUUUAGAGGAUAAGCAAGGCAUUCAGUCGUUCGGCUGUCACUAUACAUUUGAGACAAUAGUGGCUCCACUUUACCAUCAAGUUUUUGAAAGAAUGGAAAAUGACAGACGAGGGGUUAAGAACAGAACAUCCAAAGCGGAUAAGUCGGUUAGGAAACAGGAUGAUGGGAGUCUGAGAAUAGUCACGUACCCAGUUGUGGAGACAAGGUCAAAUCCAGAAAUAUCUGCAAAACAUGUGAGCGACGAUGCUAAGUGUCAUGGGGCGUGCAAAGAAACAUUUCCAGAAUAUUUACAUAACACACAGAGGGCUACUGAAAAUGCUUUAUCUCUUCUGAAUGAGAAAACAAAACUUGUUGCCGAGAUUGCUUUGCAGGAUUCUGCUUUACCAGAUAUCACUGACAAUCUGUUGGAUGCUUCUAUUUCAGAAUCAAAAACAGAGCAAGCCUUUAUACCUACAGAGGAACAACAUUUAUUAAACAGUCAGCCCUUAGCUUCUAGUAAAGAUUCCACAUUCUGUCGAGAGCAAACACCAGAAUAUAUAAAAUACAACAAACCUCCCUGUAGCGAAUAUUCACAAAGCACUUUACAGCAAGAGCUGGUAUGUAUAGACAAUGCAAUUUUACCCAUAGAGUCUGAAGUAGACUUUAUUACUACCAAUCCCCCACCAACUAUAGUUUCUAAACAACAAUCUGAAGAAAUAUUAGUAACCCAGACAUCUAUUGAGACUCAAAUUAGUGAAGAAAUUGAUAAAAUACAUGAUGAAGAACCACAAACAUCCGAGCAAACCUUGAACACUUGCAUCAGUUGUUUGGAGAAAAGCAACACUCCCAUGCCUGGCCCAACUGUGUUCCAUUCUGACAUUUCAUCAAAUGUCACACCUAAAAUUAUCCAAAGUAAUGCUUCAGGUCCCUCUCAGAAUCUGACACAUGGGACCAUCAAAUCCCAAAUACCAGCCCCCAUUUUCUUUACUCAAAACCUAGAGGCCACUGAAGAUAUCAAACUUCAAAUCCAAUCUGCAGAUGACAUAAAUCUGAUUCGGAAGAAAACCCUGUGUCAAAAUAAUGACCGUUUUAAUCAUGCUGGAUCUGAGACCCAAUCAAAUCUAAGUAAUAGAAAUGAUGGUGUCGAUCAUUUGGAGGAAAUAGAAAAAGGCAGUGAGACCAUUCGAACACAAAUAUUGCAUAAGAGCCCAGAAGAGACAUCUGCAGAUAGGAUUUUAGAAAACCUUGUAGGUAUGAGCCAAAUAAAUGAAAAUAAAAGUUCACAUUUAAAUUUUCCUGAUGAGCUUCCAGAUUUUAAUGGAAUUUUAAAUAAAAAUAUGGAAGUACCUAAUAUUAGUAGCAAUCCUGACAAUCUUGAAGAUACCUUACAAGGAGAAGAAGAAGAGUUUAAAGAAAAUGACCAGGUAAAAAAUCCUAAUAAAAUGGAAGAGCAAGAAUUAACAGCUGUGACAGAAAUCCAAUUAGAGGAAGUAAAGGAAAUAAGCGAAGUAGAAAAGCCAUUAGAAGUGAAAGAUCCACAAAAGGAAGGCAAACACGAAAAUCAAGUAGAAAAAAAGGAACAAGAAAUUGGUAAAAAAGCAGAAUUGGAUAGUAAAGAGAAAAUUAAAGAUGGGUCAUAUUCCACAGAGGAUGGUGAAGAAGACACACAGGAGGACGGCAAGGAAAAAGACGCUGAGCCAAGAAGAAAUAGAGUGGAAGAUCAGGAAGAUCUUGCAAAACAUCUUGCAGCAGAGAUUGAGAAGCAGGAGAUGGUCGAUGGAGUAACAUCUAUGGUCAGGACACAAAGCAUCCUAAACAUAGACUCUCUUAUUAGUGAGGUUCACCUACAUGUGGGACAUAAACAGCAAAACACAGGUUUGGAACAGAUGUCUGAGGAAGCAGUAAGUGAAAGACGCUCCACUUGUGAAAAAGAAGACAUUUUCCGCGAUACUGAUUCAUCACAGCAAGCUUUGUUACUGAACAGUGAUGCCGCAUUUAAUGAGCAAGAUAAAGAGGAAGAUGUGUGCUGCCAAAUAGACAAAACGGGUGGGACAGAAGAUACUACUGGAAAGGUUGCAGUGCUGAAGGAGCAGGAGAAAGACUCCUUAAACAAGCAGAGUGAGAACAUGGAUGAUGGCGCCUCCACAGAAUCUCUAACAGAUGAUGAAAUGGAGCUGUAUCUCCUCAGACUGAAGAACACACAGCAAACAGGACUUAAAGAUAGCAUAUCUAUGGGAAAGAGGCACUCCAUAAGCAGAACGUGGACAAUAGCAUCACCCAUGCCUUCAAUAUUAGAAAAUAUGGAUGAGGACCAGCCACAUGCUUUGAUGGAUGAACUGACAAAUGAACAAACUGUAGAACUAGAGAGAGCCACUCGACCUCUAUUGGACAAGGAUGUCAUUCAGCCGAAUGUAUUAUGGUGGAGAGAGCUCUUCUCCUUUGAUAAUAUGCCAAACAUUAUUGUGUACACCCUUUUGUUCGUUGUUUUUUUAAUCACUGCAUACAUUUGCGACUUCAUUGCAUGUUUUACACUCUACCUGCUUGCCCUGUAUUGGCUCUACUUUCAAGUACAGAGAGAACCUAUAAAAGGGACUUGAUCCAACGAGACAAUAAAAAGACUUUUACUGGUGUUCAAAUUACAUUUAUUUCAAUUGUGGGCCAUUAUCUGUAUUUCAGCUUUAUUGUUUUGCAACCUACAUCAUGUAAGUUUUUGGGUACAACAUGACAAAUAUAUAUGUGCAGCUUGUUUGCUAAUUCGGAACAACAUUUUCAUUACCGACAUCCCUCCUUGAAUAUAUAUAUAUAUAUAUAUAUUUGUAAUAUGUAUAAUUUAAACCAGUACAUAAUGUAAAAUAGCAACCACAAAUUAAAUCCACACAUUUUGGCAUGUGAUUAAGGUCAAGUUCCCUUCACACACCUUUCCUACCAUGUUUCC